AACCGGCCGAGGGGGCGGGGCUUUGUUUGGGGGCGUGGCCUCUGCGCGAGGGGCGUGGCCUUGACGGCGCGGACCCUGCCGUGGCUUAUUUGGGGGCGUGGCCUGACGUGUGAUUACAUCAAGGGGCGGUGCCUCCCCUUGGCGGGCUGCUCGCGCGGUGCACGCCGGGAGCUGUAGUCCGGCCCCUCACAGUGCGCAUGGUCAGCAAUGCCCGCGCGCGGUGCACGCCGGGAGCUGUAGUCCGGCCCCUCACGGAGCCCAAGGGCGCGCGCGGUGCACGCCGGGAGUUGUAGUCCGGCCCCUCACGCGGCGCCGGGAGCGGGAUCAGCCCCGGGAGCAGAACCGGCAGCGGUACCGGCAUGGCGGGGCUGGAGCUGGUGUCGGACGCGGGGUUCCGGGCCGAUGGGCGCCGGCCGGAGGAGCUGCGCAAGGUGCGGGCCCGGCUCGGGGUGCUGGCGCGGGCCGACGGCUCGGCCUACCUGGAGCAGGGCAACACCAAAGUGCUGGCGGCGGUGUACGGGCCGCACGAGGUGCGGGGGUCCCGCUCCCGCGCCCCCCCGGACCGGGCCCUGCUCAGCUGCCGCUGCAGCUCCGCGCCCUUCGCGGGGGGAGGGGAGCGGCGGCGCCGCCCGGCGCAGGGCGGGGGGGACCGGAGAUCGGCGGAGAGAGCGCUGCUGCUGCGGGGCGUGCUGGAGGGCGCCGUGCUGGGGCAGCUGUACCCGAGAUCGCAGAUCGACGUGCACGUACAGGUCCUCCAGGCGGACGGGGGCGAGCUGGCGGCCAGCGUGAGCGCGGCGGGGCUGGCGCUGCUGGACGCGGGCGUGGCGCUGCGCGGCGCCGUGGUGGCCGGAGCGGCCGGGCUGGCCGAGCCGCCGGCCGGGCCCCCGCUGGCCCUGAGCGACCUGAGCGCGGCCGAGGAGGCGGCCGGCGGCCCCCGGCUGGUGGUGGCCGCGGUGGGCGGCGCCGGCCAGCUGGCCCUGUGCCAGCUGAGCGCCCGGCUGCACCAGGAGCGGCUGCGGCCCGUGCUGGACGCCGCCACGGCCGCCUGCCGCCGGCUGCAGGCCGUGCUGGACGGCGUGGUGAGGGCCCGGCUGCGCCAGGACGCCGCCAUGGAGCAGUGAGUGACCAGCGGAGUGACCGCUGCGGUGAUCACUGCAAGGACACGGCCGUGGAGGAGUGACUGACCACAGGGACUGACCAGUGACUACCCCAGGACACAGCCGUGGAGGAGUGACCGCUGCAGUGACCACCCCAGGACACGGCCAUGGAGGAGUGACUGACCACAGGGACUGACCAGUGACUACCCCAGGAUGCCGCCAUGGAGGAGUGACCGGCACAGGGAGUGACCACUGCAGUGACCACUGCAAGGACACAGCCAUGGAGCAGUGACUGACCACUGGGACACCAAGGGGACAUUGCCAUGGAGCAGUGACCACUGCAGUGGCACCAGCAUGGCACAGUGACCACAGUGACCACUGCAAUGGCACAGUGACCACAGUGACCACCCCAGGACACGGCCAUGGCACAGUGACCAGCAUGGGGACACUGCCAUGUCCCUGUGGUCAGUAGGGACACCACCAUGGCCAAGUGCCCAAGGAGAUGCUGUGGUGACCAGCUGACCCCUGGGAUGUCCAGUAUGACCAGUGCAGUGUCCAGCUGACCCCUGGGAUGUCCAGUGCAGUGACCAGCUGACCCCUGGGGUGACCAGUGCAGUGUCCAGCUGACCCCUGGGGACCCCGUGGGUUUUGGGGGUCACCAUGGCAAUAAACUGGGGUGUGUCACUGUGUUCUGUCA
Messenger RNA from Oenanthe melanoleuca, 1794 nucleotides. It is a transcript of the gene EXOSC4, whose product is annotated as exosome component 4. The record is from RefSeq and is a predicted model, not a curated record. Gene Ontology annotation, cellular component: nucleolus; nuclear exosome (RNase complex); cytoplasmic exosome (RNase complex). The transcript is spliced from 3 exons. NCBI's taxonomy places the organism in Eukaryota, Metazoa, Chordata, Aves, Passeriformes, Muscicapidae. The coding region runs from base 360 to 1121 and encodes 253 amino acids. Gene Ontology annotation, biological process: nuclear mRNA surveillance; poly(A)-dependent snoRNA 3'-end processing; U4 snRNA 3'-end processing.